AUGGACCUCCUGUCUGAGAUUGGCGUGCCCGCCGUGGCCAUGGCAUCAGCGCUGUCAGUCGCGGCUGGUGCUUACCUAGAUGCCAAAUUCUCGGUCUCUACAGAUUUAUCUACUAUGCUUGGUGACCGGGCUUUUGGAAAACGUCUGGCACAGCGCAUGGCUCAACUGGGGGACACGCCUACCGUCUAUGGGAUGCUCCAUCGAGUGGUUGAAGUGGAAAAACGUGGCUCAGCUGAAGCGAUUUGGUUUGAAGGAAAAUCAUGGACAUAUGCCGAGCUGAAAGAUCUUGCGGACCGAUUGGCCACUCUGCUCAGCGAGCGAGGCAUCAACGCAGGCGACUUUGUCGCUGUCUUUACCACAAACUCGCCAGAGAUGGUCGCCAUUAUCUAUGCGCUUUCGAAGCUUGGGGCUGUUGCUGCUCUGAUCAACGUCAACCUGCGAGAUGACACAUUUUUACACUGUCUGAAUGUCUCCGGCUCCAAGCUUAUUAUUUCUACUCCUGAUCUGUCACAAUUUGUGUGCUCCGAGUUGCCUCACCUGUCAUUCAACAUAUCCUCUUUCGACGGCAUCUCUACGGUGUCUGAUUUGAUCACAACAGCGGAAUUACAGCAGUACUCUCCCUCCAGGAUAACAGCUGCAAAACGAACACCAACAGAUUUAUCAGCACUUAUAUACACGUCAGGAACUACCGGAAAGCCAAAGGCCUGCGCCAUCCGUAACAUGAUGGCCAUGAUAACAUCGAAUCCAUUGUCUCGAGAUGCCAACAACCCGUCAAGAUACUUCCCGCUACGAACCUACUGCUCACUUCCACUUUUCCACGGUACAGCCUAUUUCACCGGGCUGUGCUACUCAGUAGGAAACGCAGGCACCCUGUGUAUCCGCCGCAAGUUCUCUGCUUCCAAGUUCUGGAAGGACGUACACGACUCACGAGCCACUCGCAUCCUAUAUAUUGGAGAGCUGUGCAGAUAUCUCAUGGCUACGCAGGCGUCACCGUUCGACCAAAACCACUCCUGUAUUGUCGCCUCCGGCAACGGCUUGCGAGGAGACAUCUGGGACCGCUUCCGCGAGAGGUUCAACGUUCCCGAGAUCCGUGAGUUCUAUCGCUCAACCGAGGGCGUCGCCAAGUACGACAACCAUGGCUUUGGAUCAUGGGGAGCCGGGAAGGUUGGUUUCUCAGGACCAAUCAGACGGUUCUUUGAAGACGACACAAUUAUCGUGAAAUACGAUCCGGACACAGAGCUACCCUAUCGGGACCCCAAGACGGGAUUCUGCGUCAAGGCAAAGAUUGGCGAGGAAGGAGAGGCAAUCGGUCGUGUUAGAAACCGUGGCAUGCUCACCGAAUACUUACGGAAUGAAGACGCUACCGAGAAGAAGCUUCUUCGAGACGUCUUUGAGAAGGGAGACCUUUUCCAACGCACCGGUGAUCUACUUGUCCAGGACUCGGAUGGGUGGAUAAAAUUCCAAGACCGGGUGGGCGAUACCUUCCGGUGGAAGGGCGAGAAUGUCAGCGCAGGAGAGAUUCGAGAUCACAUUUCCGCCAUUCCUGGUGUUCAUGACGCUGUUGUUUAUGGCGUUAAGCUUGGAGCGUAUGAUGGACAGGCAGGCGCGGCGGGCAUCACUCUUGAAGAGCACACAGAGGCCGCGGCGAAUGAGUUCAUGGGCAAGCUUCAUGCGGAGUUGAAGAAGAAGGGUGUGCCGUCGUACGCUGUGCCGCGGCUUGUCCGGUUGACAGAAAAGGUUGCGACUGGAGUCACGUUCAAGCAGGCCAAGGGCGAGUUGACGAAGAAGGGCUGGAACCCUCUCGGCGACUGGAACGGCGACAAGCUGUAUUGGUUGAACGGCACAAGAUAUGAGAAACUUACGGAGCCAAUUUGGGCGUCCAUUGAAAAUGGGCAGGCUAAGUUGUGA
Molecule: messenger RNA, 1908 nt
Organism: Aspergillus mulundensis
Lineage: Eukaryota; Fungi; Ascomycota; Eurotiomycetes; Eurotiales; Aspergillaceae
Product: putative bifunctional fatty acid transporter/acyl-CoA synthetase (FAT1)
Exons: 4
Coding region: 1-1908 (635 amino acids)
Molecular function (GO): long-chain fatty acid transmembrane transporter activity; long-chain fatty acid-CoA ligase activity
Source: RefSeq, a predicted model, not a curated record